UGCAACUUAAAAGUAACACAUCUUAAACAACGUUCUGCAGCACCUGCUGUUGGAGUCCCCCAGGACAGGUGGCCAGAUCUGCUUGAGUGCAUGCAGUCUCUACUCCUGUGUACUCCCUAUGCAGCUUGGGUCUGAGGGGCGGGCACAGGCACAAGCAGCUUUGGAUCGAGAUGGCACCAGGUUCUGGAGCCAAGGCUACAGCAGUCCCAGUGUGAGCAUGAGCCCCACUGUCAGGCAGGUGAGAGAACACUCUGUGCUUCACACCUGAUUGUUUUCAUGCCCUUGAGAGCCUGGCUGGCACCACUUAUACAGGCUGGGAGUCUGCAGCCUGCUGGCUCUGAGGCUAGCCUGGGUGCCCAGAGUGACCCUCAUACUUGGCAAACUUCUUCACUCUAGUCUGAAUAUGCUUGGGUGGUUUCUGCAAGUAGGUUUUACGUUUCCUCUUCCACCCAGGUGCAUCUUUAUUUCCUAGGGAAGGUCCCCUGCUUCAGUGGUGAAUGAGAAGGACAUGAACCACAACAUCGCCCCCACUGCGCUCCUUCUUACUUCACCUGGGGUAACUGGCAGCCUGGCACCGACUGUUGCUGUUGUUUCUAUAUCAGCUGCUGGGAAGCCACCUGAGGGAAGGAAGACCAGCGCGUUGCCAAGGAGCAAAGAAGACAGCCGGGUGAUGGGAAGAGGAAACCUGCAGUCCACCAUGCUGGAAGGGCAUGGCACAGCUCCACUCGAUCUAGACCUUUCAGCCAUCAAUGACAAAAGCAUGUUCAGAGAGCCUCCCCAGCUAGACAGGACAGCAUCAGAGAAAUCCGAGUCGACAUCCUUCACCACCCCUCAGAGAAAGAGAACCCUUCACAAGAAGAGACGGGAUCUGCAGCAGACCAUGGACAUGAUGGAGUCACAGACACUGCUGCUGACCCUGCUGUCUGUGAAGGUAGAAGAGAACCUGGCUCUGCUGGAGGAGAAGGCUGAGAAGGACUUGGCAGCCAUGUGCCGAGAGAAGGAGAGGCUACAGGGGCGGGUGCUGGAGCUGCGGCGCCAGCUGCUGCUCCGGCAGAAGCACCAGGAGCUGGCUGCCAGCCUGGAUGCCCAGAUGGAAGUGCUGGGCCCUUUCCAAGCCCUAGCAGAGCACUUCAAGGAGCAAUACAAGACAUUGGCCACAGCCUUGGACACCACUCGACAUGAGCUGCCCAUGCAGGCCAUCCACAUGCAGGGAAGUGGACAGGAGCUCCUAGAUGAUCUGCAGCCAGCCCUGAGGACCACCCUGCAGCUCCUGAGCGAGCUGGGCAUCUGCUCCCAGGACUCCACUGCACAGGUGCCGGAGGAUGCCAGUGCACAAGUGCUGUGCCUGCUGGAGGAGCUCAGGGACUUGACCACCAAGAAGGACCUGGAACUCCACAGGAUCAUGUGCCAGGUGCUAGAACUUUCCUCCCAGGCCAGUAAAGAAGCAGCAUUGGUAAACCAGGAAGUCUGGGAAGAGGCCCAGGGCACCCCUACCUGCAGCCAGUGGUACUUCAGUCCAGAUGCCCUCAGGGACCACAGCCCCUGCCCUGGACAGGACUAAGCACAGUGUGGGCCUGACCCUUGAAUGGCUCCAGGAAGCCUGUCUGCCACUUUGUUUCCCCACUGCCUUUUCAGCCGCUUAUACUCCUUCCUCGUCUUUUCCUCGUACGAAGGAAGUUCGGUGUUGCAGUUUUAUGAACCCUGGCCCUUGCGCUUGCUAGGCGAGCACUCUACUGCAGAGCUAAAUCCCCAACAC
This is a messenger RNA of Onychomys torridus (southern grasshopper mouse), 1756 nucleotides long. It is a transcript of the gene Haus8, whose product is annotated as HAUS augmin like complex subunit 8. The transcript is spliced from 9 exons. NCBI's taxonomy places the organism in Eukaryota, Metazoa, Chordata, Mammalia, Rodentia, Cricetidae. The record is from RefSeq and is a predicted model, not a curated record. The coding region runs from base 509 to 1561 and encodes 350 amino acids.